Messenger RNA from Daphnia carinata, 1810 nucleotides. RefSeq lists its product as uncharacterized. Gene Ontology annotation, molecular function: protein binding. Lineage: Eukaryota; Metazoa; Arthropoda; Branchiopoda; Diplostraca; Daphniidae. The coding region runs from base 26 to 1480 and encodes 484 amino acids. The transcript is spliced from 6 exons. The record is from RefSeq and is a predicted model, not a curated record.
UAAUCCGCUGUGCGAAGGCGAAAGGAUGGGACAUAAUUUAUCCGGGACGAUUCGAUCGUUUCGUCUUAUUUUGGCGCUGUCUACGUGCUAUCUCACCGCUGCUCCACCUGAUCUUCAAGCAAGAGUUGAACAACUUGAGAAAAACUAUGUCGAAAUUAAAAAACAUUUGGAAGCCAAAAUUUUUGAUUUGGAGACGAAAGUCGGUCAACUGGAAGCCAAAAUUGAAAAACAGGAUUCACUUUUGGCCGUUCUCGAAAAAGGACAUGACCCUUUGAAAAAUACUGUCGCCAUCAAUCGACCCCGUCGUCAGAUCGCAACUCAUCGUACUUGCCGGGAAAUCAAGGACGCAAAUCCGUCGCUCUACGACGGCAUGUACUGGAUUGAUCCAGACGGACAAGGCAUCGGUGAUCCACCAAUCUACGUCGAUUGCCUCUGGGGCACAACAUUCAUUUUGCAUGACAGCGAGUCGUUCAUGGACAUUGGAAAUUGCACAGAACCCGGAUGUUACUCGAGGCAAAUCAAAUAUAACGCAAGCGAUAGACAAAUCCAAGCGUUGAUUCAAUUGUCUGAGUACUGCUUCCAAAUCAUUGGCUAUUAUUGCAGAAACUUGCCAUUGAAGUACAACGGGACCGUCUAUGCUUGGUGGAUCGACAAAGACGGGAAAAGGAACGAGUUUCCCAGUUUGGAGAAUUGCGACAACCUCGAUGACACUGUAAAGUUUGAAUUAAAUUUCAUAGACGAUGAAGAUAUGUUGCCUGUCACGCGCCUCCAUUUUAGCAAUCCCUUUAAGGGCUCCGGCAAACACGAAGUGAGCCGGUUAAAAUGUUUUGGUAAGGUAAAAACGCAGCCAAUGCCGAGAUCGUGCGACGAUUUGCAACGGAUGGGACACACUCUCAACGGUAUCUACUCAGUCAGGAGAGCUAAACGAAUAGAAACUGUUUUCUGCCAAUUUGAUAAACGACCUGAUGAACGACAAUUCCAGGAGAGGAUCGGAUAUCAAAACAUAAAAACAAAGCCAAUAUACUUCAACGUACAGAAAGACAAGAAUUUUUCGAAAAGAGACGUUCCGCUUCCGUUUGAGAUUACCAUCGUCAACAUUGGAGAGGCCAUGGAUUUGCCAAGCGGCGUAUUCACAGCACCCGUCAAGGGAACUUACUUCUUUUCCUUUGCUGGACUCACGCAAUUUCCGAUGCUUACAGGUCCAGAUCCAGUUCCAGUGCAAAGGGAACUAGGCGCCAAUCUUUAUAAAAAUGGUGAAAGAAUAGCAAUCAGUCAGGUUAAUAUAGGCUACCUCGUAUAUCCGGAUAAUCGAAGUCCAAUCACCCUUCAAAGCACUGUAUCUUUGCGAGCUGGAGACAAAGUAUGGAUCCAGAUAUAUAUUGGGAUCAGUGGAGGGUUUUUAUACGACGAGAGGCAUGCGGAAGUGGACCAGGGUUCACACACGCAUUUUAACGGGUGGCUUUUGGAAGAAGAAAUCUAAGUAAUGCAGAGGUUUUCCACACCCCAAUGUGUGCCAGCAAGUACUACGACCACAAACAUAAAACAUCCUUCAAUCCCAUUAUCAAUGUACGUUCAUGUCUCUGUAGGGACAUUAUAGUCUUGCAAACAGCAAUUACCUGGCUGUUUUACCAACUGCACAUGUGUGAAUCUCAUUCUAUAUGAUUGCUCAACAUGUUUUUGCCAUCGCUGUUUCUUUUCAGGAUUGAAUCGCGUGCUGGAAACUGAGCGUGGUGAAAUAAUGUUUUCUUUUUAUUUUUACUUUAUAUUUCCUAGUUGUCGAUUCUCUGCAAUACAAAACUCUGUUCAGUAA